Vanrija pseudolonga is the source of this 1795-nucleotide messenger RNA. RefSeq lists its product as uncharacterized. The coding region runs from base 371 to 1654 and encodes 427 amino acids. The record is from RefSeq and is a predicted model, not a curated record. The transcript has 3 exons. Lineage: Eukaryota; Fungi; Basidiomycota; Tremellomycetes; Trichosporonales; Trichosporonaceae.
GUAACUUGUCCUCCUCGACAGCAUUCAUCGACUACACACACUCUUGCACACGUUCCAUUUCGAUACGAUUACAUCACAUCUUUACGCCUUUGAUUCUUUACGGCAACGCGGCACGAGCAAGCCAACGACCAGCGACGACGACCACAGCGACCACUGACGCUAAGCCCAACUCAAAACAUUCAACCGUCCGUCGUCGGUCACGAGCCUCGCCUCCCCAACAGAAAGAACAACUAGCCCACAUUCAUUCAAUCCUCUCGGUGCGCGUAAUAUCACGACAACGACAACGGAACACAUCAUCCCACACUCCUUGACUCCUUCUCUCUGCAUCGACCACACAUUCAACCCCAAAGCCCUUCGCAGGCCCCCCACAAUGGCCACCUUUACCCGACAAGGACAGCCGCCUCUGACGAGGCAGCCCUCGUCGUCUGGCGACUCGCCGCGCCUCACGCGCCGCCGCUCCACGGCCGCCUCGGCUGGCAGCUUCUCCACCCCGCGACCACGGCUGGCGGGCGACCGGAUGUCGUUCAUCAGCAACGACUCGGGCUUCAGCGGGCUCUACGAGGACGACGAGCUGUGGGAGGAAGACGAGGACAUGUACGACGCUGCUCGGACGCGCGCACCCCAGCAGCGCAAAGACGAGCCGAUGAGUCCGGUGGCCGUCGUCCUCUACGUCGUGUUCUUCUACAUUGUCUGGCAGAUCCUCACCCGCUCAGACGACACGGAGAUCCUCUCGCAUCUGCCGUCUGGGUCGCCGCUCCUCUCGCCGCACGCGCUCGAGCGUAGUUCGGCUUUGCCACCCCAGCCGCAGCAGCAGCAGUACCUGCCCUACCAGUUGCCACAGCUCCCCUCGCCGAUUCAGGCGGCUGGCGGCUCAGAAUCGAGCUCGACUUGGCGCAUAGUGCUCGGCACGAUCGUCUACCCCAUCUACCUCGCGAUCGCGCUCGUCGCCAUCCCGCUGCCCUACCUCGUCAACGCGGUCAACCUGAUCCUGUCCAUCCUCUCGACCAUCCUCUACCCCGUGACGUCAACAUCCAGACUUCUCGCAAAAACCUUUGUCAUUGCGCCCCUCAACCUUGUGUACGGCUUCCUCUCCGCCCUCUACCCCGUUUACGUUUUCGUCGGCGGCGUCGUGGGCGUAGGCUGCUUCAUGGGGAUGGGCGCCGGGUGGAUCGGCCAGCUCGGCCUGUCGUGGAUCCUCGGCUCAAAGCCUGCUCCUCGCCGCCGCAAAUCGCGACGCGUCAAGUCGCCCCGCUCUACCCACGGGACGCUCUCGCAGGAGGAGCACUCUGCUCAUGCUCAGGCUCAGCCCCCAGCUCUGAGCAGGCACUCGUCGCUCCACCGCUCGGGCUCCGUCUCGUUCGAGCGCCCAAUCCUCGAGUCUCGCGCCUCUGCGACCUUUGAGCGCCCGGCUAUGUCGCGACCCACUUCCGGCACUUUUGAGCGACCCAUUCUGUCGCGCCCGGUGUCUGGGUCUUACACUGCCCCCGGCGCGCGCUCCCAUUCUGGCUCAUAUGAGCGCCGCUAUGUUCCGAUCGUCGACGUGUUACAGAUUGGCGACGAUCUCGUCGCCGUCGACGGCCAUGGCCACGGCCACGGCGGCACGGCUCGCGAAGCCGUUGUUCUCGGCCUCCGCCGCCGCGGUGUUCGUGUCUAGACUUUUCCGACACCCGCAAUCCCCUUCUUUCUUUCAAUUCUUCGGGCCGUCCCUCUUGUCAUGUAUCUCGCGCGACCCAUACUGCUCCUGUUGUAGAUUUGCUUCUUUGGUCCCUUGUUCAGUAACCCGGCAGCUUGAUGC